Molecule: messenger RNA, 1485 nt
Organism: Trifolium pratense (red clover)
Lineage: Eukaryota; Viridiplantae; Streptophyta; Magnoliopsida; Fabales; Fabaceae
Product: thermospermine synthase ACAULIS5-like
Exons: 10
Coding region: 237-1235 (332 amino acids)
Biological process (GO): polyamine biosynthetic process
Molecular function (GO): thermospermine synthase activity
Source: RefSeq, a predicted model, not a curated record
AUUGUACUUUACGAAACCCAAUGAGGAUUUUAUUUUGCUUUUUUCAACUUUCUAAGAAGCACUUCCACUUUAAUUUGCUAGCUAGAUUUUCCCUGCUAUCAAUUAUUACUUCACUUUCAUUUCUCCUUCUUAUAUCAUCAUAUCCUCUCCUCUCAUUCUCUCAUAUUCAUUCAUAACUCUUUCUCUUCUCUUCUUCUUCUUAGUUGUGAGUUUUGAUAUUCAAACCAAAGAAUAAGAUGGGUGAAAUAGCUUACACAAAUGGUAUUACCAAUGGAGUAGGAAGUGACAAAAGCCAUUCACCACCUAAUGGUUAUAGGAAGAGUUGUUGGUAUGAAGAAGAGAUUGAAGAGAAUCUUAGAUGGUGUUUUGCUCUCAAUAGCAUCUUGCAUACAGGAGCUAGUCAGUAUCAAGACAUUGCAUUGUUGGACACAAAGCCCUUUGGCAAGGCAUUAGUACUUGAUGGGAAGCUUCAAAGUGCAGAGACAGAUGAAUUUAUCUACCAUGAAUGUCUUGUUCAUCCAGCUCUUCUUCAUCAUCCUCUGCCAAAAAAUGUUUUUAUUAUGGGAGGAGGAGAAGGGUCUACUGCAAGGGAACUUCUCAGGCACAAGACCAUAGACAAAGUUGUAAUGUGUGACAUUGAUGAGGAGGUAGUAGAAUUUUGCAAAUCAUACCUAGUUGUAAACAAGGAAGCAUUCCAUGAUUCGAGACUUGAAGUCGUCAUCAAUGAUGCGAGGGCUGAAUUAGAAGGCAAAGAAGAAAAGUAUGAUGUAAUAAUUGGUGAUUUGGCUGAUCCAAUAGAAGGAGGUCCUUGCUAUAAACUUUACACCAAAGACUUCUAUGAACUCAGUCUCAAGCCAAAACUUAAGAAAGGUGGAAUAUUUGUGACACAGGCAGGACCUGCUGGAAUAUUCAGCCACACAGAAGUUUUCUCAUGUAUUUACAACACCUUGAGACAAGUUUUCAAGUAUGUUGUGCCUUAUUCAGCUCAUAUUCCAUCUUAUGCUGAUAUUUGGGGAUGGGUCAUGGCUUCAGAUUCUCCAUUGGACCUUAGUGCUGAAGAACUAGACAUGAGAAUGAAACUGAGGAUUAAUGAAGAGAAUAGAUAUCUUGAUGGUAAAACAUUUUUAUCAUCCUCAACUUUGAGCAAAGCUGUUCGUAAUUCGCUAAACAAUGAAACUCAUGUAUACACUGAGGGAGCAGCUAGGUUCAUAUAUGGUCAUGGCAAGAAUGCAUAAUUCUAAGCUUCAAAUCAAAACUUAAAGUAAAGCAAAAAGACACACAAUGCAAGUUAAAAAAAUGGCUUUCAACUUUCAAGAUUUAUUUCAUUAUAUGUAUUUUUCCUUUCUGCUCUUCACUUUUUCUCUUCCUUUUUUUUAUCAUCCCUUGGCUUGUAAGUGUUGUAUCAAUGAACAACUAACUGUUCCUAUCUUGUGCUUCUAUUUGGAUAUGCUUAUACCACUAGUCUAAUAUAUUAAAAUUUCAGCA